AUGUUACUAUAUAUUUCGGUUGCAUUAUAUGCUCCUGCAUUAGCGCUUUCGUCAAUUGCAACAGUGCCGCUCAGUUUUUCAAUACUGCUUACCGCAGGCCUUUCAGCACUUUACGUUUCUGUGGGUGGUGCUAAAGCUGGUAUUUAUACUUCCUCUCUACAAAUGGCACUCAUUUUCGUAAGUAUUUUUCGAAUAGAUCCACGUAUUCGACACUCAGUAUGGUCACUACUGAUUGGCGGUACUGGUAACAUACUGAGUUUGUACGCAGUUAAUCAACUCAGCAUCCAACGUUACAUGGUGAUGCCCACAUUAAAAUCUGCUAAAUGGGUUGUUCUACUGAACGCUCCAUUCAAUGGUUUAAUAUUAGCGAUUUAUAUUGCCAUUGGUUUAAUUCUCUACCAUGAAUAUCAAUUCUGUGAUCCAGUUAUGUUGGCACGCGAUCGUUUAUUUCCGCAUUUCAUAGUUGAACGAAUGUACGUUAUUCCUGGUUUAAUUGGACUGUUCUUGGCUGCUGUCUAUAGUGCUGGACUUAGUACACUUUCUGGGUCGUAUAGCGCACUUGGAACCGUUGUGAUUGAAGAUGUUAUUAAGCAGUAUAUGAGAAAAAAGUGUAAUGGUAGAGAGCUCAAAAAUGAGCAUGUUAUCAUUCUUGCUAGGAUUUUCCCUCUUGUUUUUUGUGUGCUGUCGAUUGCAAUCGCAUAUUUUUGUAGUGUUAUGGAAACAAUGAUGCUACAGAUAUGCCUAUCAAUUUUCGGUGUGGCUGGUGGUCCAGUGCUAAGUGUCUUUUGUCUUGGAAUGUUUUUUCCACACAUCAAAGGAACUGCGGCUUUUGUUGGACAACUUGCGGCGACGCUCUUCGGAUUUUUUAUCGCUGGUGGCGCGAUUGCAAGUCAUGUACGAGCAGUGCCUUUACCAGUGGAUCGUUCAUGUAAUGCCACCGAAAUGAUUUAUUUCAAUCCAUCCAAUUCAACCUAUGGCCUGGUUUAUCCACUUGACAGUGAUUCCUGGUUAGUGCAGCUCUUCCGUAUGUCCUACCAAUACUAUAGCAUUGCCGCAUUGAUUGUCGCUGUUAUUGUGGCACAUUUAACUCAGCUAUUCACAAGUAGGUUUGAUAUAAUUUCUGGUACUUCUUUAUUUUUAGAGAAAAUUCGCUUUGNUUUAGGUGGAGACAAACACAAAAACGAUCCACCUGUGGACAGUGAUCUAUUGUCUAGAUUGAUUACGAUGCGACGCAGACAAGCAAAGCACGUAAGUUGA
Anisakis simplex (herring worm) is the source of this 1257-nucleotide messenger RNA. The record is from the annotation of a GenBank genome assembly. Lineage: Eukaryota; Metazoa; Nematoda; Chromadorea; Rhabditida; Anisakidae.